Messenger RNA from Thyridium curvatum, 2262 nucleotides. RefSeq lists its product as uncharacterized. Gene Ontology annotation, molecular function: RNA binding; ATP binding; RNA helicase activity. The coding region runs from base 1 to 2262 and encodes 753 amino acids. Lineage: Eukaryota; Fungi; Ascomycota; Sordariomycetes; Thyridiales; Thyridiaceae. The record is from RefSeq and is a predicted model, not a curated record. The transcript is spliced from 2 exons. Gene Ontology annotation, cellular component: spliceosomal complex; intracellular anatomical structure.
AUGAAGCGCUUCAAGAAGGAAGACGAGGACGGGGAGAAAUACAAUCCGUAUCUCGCCCACACCUAUGACGACGAGAAGGUGGGAAAGAACGGCGAUGGCUACGACAGCAAAACGAACGGCCUCUUCCGCGGUCUGAAGCGGCACGAGACAACGUCCAAGCAGGCUGAGGAGGUUGAGGAUGCCGACUACAAUGCAUUCACGGGCGAGGCACAUUCGCAACAGUAUUUCAAGAUCCUCAAGACGAGGCGGGAUCUGCCAGUACACAAACAAAGGCAAGAGUUCCUGGAUAUGUACCACAGCACACAGAUCCUGGUCUUUGUUGGUGAAACUGGUUCAGGAAAGACGACCCAGAUCCCUCAAUACGUCCUCUACGACGAACUGCCGCAACUCAACCGCAAGAUGGUCGCCUGUACACAGCCCCGGCGAGUGGCUGCCAUGUCAGUGGCCCAGCGUGUCGCCGAUGAGCUGGACGUCAAGCUUGGAGAGGAGGUUGGCUACAGUAUCCGUUUCGAGAACGUCACCUCGCCUCAGACCGUGCUGAAGUACAUGACCGAUGGUCAGCUUCUGCGAGAGUCUAUGAACGACCACAAUCUUUCACGCUACAGCUGCAUUAUCAUCGAUGAGGCUCACGAGAGAACACUCGCCACAGACAUCCUGAUGGCUCUUCUCAAGGAUCUCUCCACAAAAAGGCCCGACUUGAAAAUCAUCAUCAUGUCUGCCACGCUGGAUGCGCAGAAAUUCCAGAGAUACUUCCACAAUGCGCCACUUCUUGCCGUCCCUGGUCGAACACAUCCUGUCGAGAUCUUCUAUACCCCCGAGGCUGAGCGUGAUUAUAUGGAGGCUUCCAUCAGAACCGUCCUUCAAAUCCACGCGACUGAGGCCGAGGGCGACAUUUUACUGUUCCUUACCGGAGAGGAGGAGAUCGAGGAUGCAUGUCGCCGAAUCAACCUGGAAGUCGACGAGAUGAUCCGGGAGUCGGACGCUGGUCCGAUGACGGUUUACCCCCUAUACGGCACUCUGCCCCCACAGCAGCAGCAGCGCAUCUUUGACAAGGCCCCUGACGCAUUCAAGAAGGGCGGCCGGCCUGGACGCAAAUGCAUUGUUUCGACCAACAUUGCUGAGACCAGUUUGACCAUUGACGGAAUUGUCUACGUCGUUGAUCCGGGCUUCAGCAAACAGAAGAUCUACAACCCCCGCAUCCGUGUCGAGUCACUCCUUGUCUCGCCCAUCUCGCGUGCCUCGGCCCAGCAGCGUGCUGGUCGUGCCGGCCGUACCCGACCAGGAAAGUGCUUCAGGCUGUACACCGAGCAGGCCUUCAAGAAGGAGCUGAUCGAGCAGACUUACCCGGAAAUUCUGCGUUCCAACCUGAGCAACACAAUCCUCGAGCUGAAGAAGCUUGGUGUGGAAGACUUGGUGCAUUUCGAUUUCAUGGACCCACCUGCCCCUGAGACGAUGAUGAGAGCCCUCGAAGAGCUGAAUUACCUGGCAUGUCUCGAUGAUGAUGGUGGCCUCACCACUCUCGGCAGCAUGGCUUCGGAGUUCCCUCUUGACCCAACCUUGGCCGUCCUCCUGAUCAGCUCUCCCGAGUUUUAUUGCUCUAACGAGAUUCUCUCGAUUGUCUCGUUGCUGUCAGUGCCGCAAAUAUUUGUCCGGCCGGCGAACAACCGCAAACGUGCCGAUGAGAUGAAGGCCCUCUUCACCCACCCGGAGGGCGACCACCUGACGCUCUUGAACGCGUAUCAUGCGUUCCGGGGCAAGAUAAACGAGGGCGCCGACAUGAAGAAGUGGUGCCAUGAACACUUCCUGUCGUACCGUCAUCUGGCCAACGCUGACAACGUUCGGGCGCAGCUCAAGCGUAUCAUGGAGGUGCAUAGCGUCGAGCUGAUGAGCACGCCGUUUGAGGACAAGAACUACUAUACCAACAUCCGCCGGGCGCUGCUGUCAGGCUUCUUCAUGCAGGUCGCCAUGCGCGAGAGCAACGGCCGUAUCUACCGCACCAUCAAGGACGACCAAUCGGUCAUGCUGCACCCCAGCACUGUCCUGAAGACCGAGUAUGAGUGGGUGCUGUACAACGAAUUCGUCCUCACCAACAAACAAUACAUCAGGACGGUAACUGGAAUCCGCCCAGAGUGGCUUCUGGAAAUUGCGCCCAACUAUUAUGACCUGGGCACGUUUGAAGAGGGCGAGGCCAAGAGGGCACUGAAGCGGGUUGAUGACAAGAUCCGGCGGAAGGAGGCAAUGAGGCAAGGGGCCCGCCGAUGA